AUGUCGAGGCGUUGGCUCACGAUAAAAGACAGUUUUAGCUUUAAACUUGUAACUGCAUGGGAAGGAUAUGGAGGAUGGACCAUGUGUUACACUACCGAUGAAUAUGUCAGACCUAAGAGUGAGGUCACAUACAACGCCCAGUUUCCUUAUGGAAGUGACGGCCACAGAACUGAUUGCAACAAUAUCCCAUUCAGAGAAAUCAUCUUUGAGGAUCACUCAACUGGAAAGAAGAUUUACUUCAAGUCACGAAACAAUCAAGCUAUUAAGGCCUCCCUCAAUUACGGAGAAUCUGCAUACUCCUAUGGGUUGUGGGACGGUGUGGGGGCUGAUCCAGCUUAUUCCUACCAGCUUCUGAUUUGUGAUGAUCCGUUCUACAGGGGCUUCCUGAUUUCUGCCCACACAGGGGGUUGUUUUAUGACAUGCACCUAUUGGUGCUCCGAUGUUAGUGCGUCAUUCUUCCGCACUGCGUUCACUAAUUCACAUGGCCAGAAGGGUGGCGUGGCAUUUGGUGAAAAAGGUCAUGAAGUCCAUGAUAAAAGACGCAUCAGUAUUGCCCUACGAUAA
This is a messenger RNA of Pocillopora verrucosa, 564 nucleotides long. Lineage: Eukaryota; Metazoa; Cnidaria; Anthozoa; Scleractinia; Pocilloporidae. The record is from RefSeq and is a predicted model, not a curated record.